AUCCCCAGUGGGCUGGAGAUAACCACUCCGGUAAAUAAAACGAGGGGGAAAUUUUCUGCUAAAGGCAUUCAUCUAACCUGUCAGUACGAGACCAUAGUAAGAAAAGAUGAGGUUGGUGUUUCUGCUUCUCUCCGUCAUCUGGACCCAGCAUCUGUCUGGAGCAGCCUACGACACAGACUAUGACCAGGCUUUUACCUUCACAUGCGGCAAAGGGGAAUACAUUCAGUCAAUCGAAAGCGUCCACAGCAACCAUUAUGAAGACAGGGUUUUCAAAUUUGGCUGCAAAAGUUUGAAAGAUACGUUCCCCGAGCAGACGAUAUCAACCUGUGAAUGGAGCCAGAUCGAAUCUUCAAGUUUGACAUCUGCAAACUCGCAGCCCUGGGCGGACCUUCUGUUGGCUGAGCACGUCAUUGGACACACGUCACGUCACGUGGCGUAACGUCGCAUCACGUCACGUUAUAUCACGCCACGUCAAAUCACGUCUAGUUGCACCAAAGCAAUGUGCCAUAACAAUUCUCAAAACAAUGCGAUUGUGAUCGAACAUGAAAAUAAACAUGCAGAUACACAGUUUGA
This is a messenger RNA of Aplysia californica (California sea hare), 573 nucleotides long. Its product is annotated as hemagglutinin/amebocyte aggregation factor. NCBI's taxonomy places the organism in Eukaryota, Metazoa, Mollusca, Gastropoda, Aplysiida, Aplysiidae. The record is from RefSeq and is a predicted model, not a curated record.